CAAUGUUCUAGUCAUAUCGAAAACGUCGUGUAGUGGAAGUGUAAAUACAGCGUUUGUGGAGCGGACGAACCGAACGAAACCCCCCAACAAAAGCAAAGAGAGGGGAACUAUCUGACAAACGUCUUGGUGUGAUAUACGAUACGUACAUGUGCGUGUGUUUGUGUCCGUGUUUUGUUAGCUGCUGAUGGCGUUGGGGCUGAUUUCUUUCGGUGUGCUAGAGUAAAAGGCCAAAGAGGAGAAGGCAGAAAACUGCCCCGUAGAACAAUAACAAUAAGAAGAGCAAAACAUAUGAGAUUGUUAAACACACACCGACAAACAUAACAAAAUCAAAACACCGUGCCGUAGUCUUGAUCCAAGAAAAAUAUAGAAUAAAGCUGUUUGGGUCGUUGAGGCUGCGUUUAAAAUAAUUAUUUUUUGAAGAGCUCCUCCAUCGGAAAUGCUUAUCAAUGCAUAGUGUCACACAUCUGCGACAUACCUACUAGAACAAAGGGAGCGAGCGAGCAGCCGUUUGUUUGUAAAGAAUAAAUUCUUUGUUGCUGUUACUCAAUUGCAAAUUUCGAAUAAAUUGAUAGAAGCAGCAUUUUUCUUACCGACCCUAAAACUAUUCGGAAACCAUAAAUUAUGAGGAACUCAACAAAUGGUACAACCAGCAGUAGUAAUGAUAACAAAUAUGUCACUAUUGCCACAGCAUCCAACAAGGAACCGCGGGUCGAAAAAGUCCUUUAUGAUAAUCGUAUUAAGAGGAAGAAUGUCUUAGCGCUGAAUGAAAAAGUGGCCGCCAUACGUGAAUAUGAAAAACGUCCCAUAUACAAACGCAUUGGCCGCAUGUUCCAAUGCAGCCCCGACCAAAUAAAACGCAUUGUUCAACAGAAAGAGUCCAUUCUAAAUGCCUGGGAACAAAGAACUCGUAAGUGUCGUGAUGCCAAGACGCUGGAAAUGAAAGUAGUACGUGUUUCGAUGCUUGGCAAAGCGGUAUACGAAUGGAUAAGGCGUAUGAUGUAUUACAAGGACAUUCUCAUUACCGAUGGUCUUAUUCAAAAAAUGGCUUUGCAAUUCAAGAGUGCCAUGGGUUUGCAAAAUUUCUUUCCACACCAGGAAUGGUGUGACAAAUUUCGCAGCACAUACAAGAUUUAUACAUGCGACAGUAAGACAUUGAAUAUAUCCUAUUCUCAAGGACAUUCUGUGCAGAUUAAGGAUGUCAUGAAAGAUGUUCUUUCCGAAUGCUGUCCCGACGAGGAUGAUGAAGAGAAUGAUAUAGACGAUAACAUAAUGAAUUUGGAUGAUGAUUGCAAUAGUAAUGAUAGUGGCGAUGAGCUGGAAGACGAAAAAGUUCGGAAAAAUUCAAGUGCGAAGGAGAAACUGAAGACAAGGAUUAUUGGUAAAGACAGCGGCGGCAAGACAAUAACAUACCCAAAUACAUCGGCUAAUGCAACUAUUCCAACCAUGCAUCAAUUGGUGGCAUUGCCCAUUCAAGGAAAUAGUCUGACAGGGGGACAAAAGGUUUUGGUAGCGACACCAAUUGUGCCGCCGGGACAAAAGCAAGGCUCUGCCCCCAUGACAAUGACCAUAAUACCUUUAGCCACUUUAGGACAACACUCAAAUAACAUAAAUGCAACAGCUGUAGCUGCGUCUUUAAAUAGCGCUUGUUUCAACACUCAGAAAUCCUCCGAUAAACGGAGUAACCAUGAUGAAAUUGCCAUACCCAAUCCAAUGGUUGAAAUAAAACAAGAAAUCAAGGAAGAACCCAAAGAUGAAGAAUUUGUAGAUGAGCAAAAGGAAUCCAGUAAGGAACAGGAAACAACAGAGAUUAAAAUUAAAAAAGAAUGUUUUUCCGAUGAAGAAAAUGAAUUUCCAACGCCCGUUAAACAAGCCAUGCCAACAGUUUUACCAACUUUAUUGCCAGCACACGUUGUUGCCAUACCAAUUCACAAUAAGGAUAUGUUAGAAGAAUCAUCUAAGGAUUCAUUAGAUGACCUUACCUUAUCGUCGCUAAGAAAAAGAAUCAAAACAGAAGAAUCAACAACGGAACAAGAGGCAAAUGCAAAUGGCAAUGAAAAACCUACAACGGAUUGCAGCAAAUCUUCUAAUUCUGAAAAAAGUUUGAGAGCAAAUAUGCCUCCUAUGCCGCCCUUAACAAAGGCGCCGACCUUGACCCCACCAGGAUCAAGUAGCAUGCCUAUAUAUGCAAACCGCAAAAGACCAAGUUCAACCGAACAACAUAGUCAUUCCCAAGAAUUGCCACCAAUACGUUCUUGCUCAGAGGCACGCAAAUACUUAAAGCUUUUGGAAGAUUUCGCUUUGGAACGUGAAAUUUUUCGCCUUAUUGGUCUAAUAGGUCGGGCUGACGAAGUACUAAGAGAACUGGACAAAAAACACACAACAGAAGAGGAAAGUGAGGACGUCGAUAUUGAUUAAAUGCACAUAUACACACAUAAAUAGUUCCACGAACCAUGUACAGCUAUAGUUUAAAAGUUAUUAUAAUAUUGUAUCAAAAAUGAAAACCAAAGUUUUUACAGUGGUUAAUGACACAUAAAUUUUGAAUUUGUGGCAAUGUGAAACAUAAUUUUAGAAUUUUUCUUUGUUAAAUAUUAAAUUGAUUAAACUUCAGUUAGGAGUGCAAGGCUGGUCCUUGGUUGAAUUCACCAACAAUGAGUCAUGAGUUUUGCAUUGCAUUGUCAUUCCAAACCACUGUAUUAGAUAAUAGAAACUCUAGAAUAAUAUAUAAAAUACAUACAAAUAUCAUAUUUUCCAAGAAAAUCAAAUAAGAAAGUGUUUCCCUUUUAUAAGAAAAAACCUGUAAAUACAACCAAAGAUUAAAUAAAAACCAAAUGAAUGCA
Molecule: messenger RNA, 2837 nt
Organism: Stomoxys calcitrans (stable fly)
Lineage: Eukaryota; Metazoa; Arthropoda; Insecta; Diptera; Muscidae
Gene: ebd1
Exons: 2
Coding region: 622-2415 (597 amino acids)
Molecular function (GO): DNA binding
Source: RefSeq, a predicted model, not a curated record